AUGACCUCCAUUGUCCAAGCCGAUCCAAGUGCUUUGACGACGCCGAACACUGAGAAGCGGGUCCAAGGCGCACCCGCAUCUUCCAAGAAAAAGAAAAAGUCCAAGGGAAAAUCUGUGCCUUUCUCCGCUAUGUCUAUGACGGGAAUGCCUGCCGAGAGAAACGACAGCAACAGUAGGCAUGACUCGCCUGCGCCAAAGCGACGAAGAGCUCACUACACACCAAUUUCUGGUGGUAUUGAUCAGUCAUCGCAAUUGGCAUUGGAUCCGUCCUGGCAGACAAUUAUUGCUUUCCGUACAUCUUUCGGAAAAGGAUUCCAACGUGUUCUUGAUGCUACCUUCAACUUAGAGUAUGCACGACAGAUUGUCCGUCAAAAGUACCGCUUGGAAUCAAGUACACCUGUUGAUUUAUCGUACCAGGCAACCGAUGGAAUGAGCAUUGAUUUAGAAGACAGCGAAGAUGUCCGUGCUUUCCGGGUUUAUGCCUCGCGAGAGCCAAUUGUCACUAUAAAGGCUGACUUUGAUCAGUCAAAAAUGGGCUCUUUGUCCGCACCUUCGAUGUCAUCUGCGCCAUCUGCUGCCACAGAGACACCAGGCGCCACACCAUCCAAGUCACGAGGUCGUCGCGGCCGUUCCAAGACAUCGUCGUCCAACGCCCAAGUGCCCGAAAAUGAUGCAUCAUCGGCACACGACUCCAUGUUACCACCGCCACCAUCACAAGCAUCUGCUACACUACCAUCUGCGCAUGAAGAUGCGGGUGAUUCGUCUAUGGCGGAAGUGUCUGCUGGUCUACAUCAAGCAAACGAGGUGCAGGAGACGCCCAAAUCGGCUAAUCGAAAGCGUAAAUCCAAGCCCAUUGAGUCUGAACCAGCGCCAGGAUCUACCUCUGAAACAAUAGAAGCGCCAGCGCAGUCAUCAACACCUGUAGCAGAGCCUGGCUCAGCAGCACAGCCGGCUAUCCCCCCAACAUCUCACAGUAAUGAGCAUGAACAACGCGGUACGCAUGUUGCUGCUAGUUCUGCAGACAACGACGAAAGCCGCGAUGAUGACGAAGAUGUGCCUCUUUCUCAGCAAUCUUUGAGCUCUUCUCAGACGGUGCCACCGUCAUCGCAAACGAAUCCUCCCUCUUCACAGGAAGCACCAUCGCCAGAUAAGCCGCGCCGACACCGCCGAACAAAAGCAGAGAUGGAGGCGUUCCGUGCGGAGCAGGCCGCGAAAAAGCAGGAGAAGGAGCAGGGAAAAUCAAUGUCCAAGUCGAAUCGGCCUGACGAGCCAGAUACAACCGUCGACACCACGGCACUGGUAGGUGACGAGACUACUGUGAUUCACGAGCCUCAUCAUGAUGAACACGGCACUAGUGCUGCCGCAUCCGUACAAUCGCUGAAGAGCCAAGACCCUGCUGCAAUUCAGCAGCGCCUAAAUGAGCUAAAGGCAAAGAAACAACGGAAAAAUGCAACAGAACGCGAAGAACAGAAGCUAUUGAUGGAAUUAAUUGGCAAGGAACAGCAGGCAUCGCCCGGAGUGGAUACCUCUUUACGUGAGUAG
Molecule: messenger RNA, 1542 nt
Organism: Malassezia globosa CBS 7966
Lineage: Eukaryota; Fungi; Basidiomycota; Malasseziomycetes; Malasseziales; Malasseziaceae
Exons: 2
Coding region: 1-1542 (513 amino acids)
Source: RefSeq, a predicted model, not a curated record